AUGUUUGAAGUCGAAGACAUCUAUCACUGUUAGAAGAUGUGGUACGGUUUCUCUGGAAUCUGUCUCCUUUAGAUUUAUAACCACUUAUUAAAUCAUGGUCGAAUACAUUACCUUCACAUUAUAGAGACAGACUUAAGAUAGUAUCUUAAUUAAGCAUGCUAUCUGAGUAAUAUUUAGAGGAAAUCUUAAAAUUCAUGGGAUGAAAUCUAAAAGAAGUUGUUGGUACUUUUAAUUAUAAUCUAACUUAAUCAUUAUCUCAAUUACUAAAUUACUACUUACACUUCAAACAAUAUUAUAAUUUUUAUAAUUAGUAAGAUUUUUUUGUUCAUAGAUAUCUGA
Molecule: messenger RNA, 339 nt
Organism: Paramecium sonneborni
Lineage: Eukaryota; Ciliophora; Oligohymenophorea; Peniculida; Parameciidae
Source: the annotation of a GenBank genome assembly